GUCACUUCUUGGGCAACUACACGGUGCUGGACGUGCUCCGGCAGGCCGGUUACAAGGUCACCAAGGUCGGACCCAGGGAGCGUAUACGAAGGUACAACCGCCGCCGGCGGCCGGACGGCCCGGAUCCGGAAAUGAUCGACUUCCGGUCGACGGAGCCAGUUCCGGAGGACUACUCCGAGCCGACCAGAGACGGUGCGGAGCUGACGCCGUCUCGGCCGGCCGGCGGUCCGCGCGGCAAGAAGUACACGGAGAAUUUCAGUGACCUCUGGGUGCGCAUCGACGACCACACAAAAAGCCGGGCGGACGGGGCAUGGCCGGGCGUGACGCCAUCGACCGAGGCCGACCAGCCGCUGCGCGUGCUGUUCAACGUGCCGGCUAACACGCCGGCCCGCUCGGAGGCCGCCAUCCUCGGCCCGUCGGCGGCGCUGUUGGCUGCUCUGCUGUUCAUGGUGGCGGCGCUGUCACCGCCGCGGACUUAAGCUACGGAAAUACGACGCUAGGUGGCAGUGAUGUGCGGCAGUGUUGGCUCUGUGGACUACAGCUUCUGAGAAGCAGCGGCAGAUGACCGCCUUAAGUGCGCCUUACAAUGCAAGGCCGAUUGCUCUUGGAUCGGUAGUGUGGGGCCCUAAUGUGGAAUGUGGGGUGUUAUGUUCUAGUCGCGUUGCCAUAUGCUGUAUCCAUCAACAAUUAGGUGGAUGAGCCCAAUUAAUAUUCCAACGAUCGUGGAAAUGUCUGCCACCGGCCACACGUUUUUCGCGCUGAUAUCGUCGGCUUUGAGAUAGUGAGCGACGAAGUGACUAGCACAGGCAGAUUUAAUAUUGGACGAACUUGACAUUCGUGACGAUGUGAGGUGAGAUAUAGCGUAAUUUUGAUUGUUACGCGAUGAGACGAAGUGUAGCGCACGAAGUUCCAUGCAUCACCGUAUAAUACAUUGACUGAACGUGGUCUGGAAACAUGUUGCCAGGUUACUAUCGAA
Molecule: messenger RNA, 976 nt
Organism: Pollicipes pollicipes
Lineage: Eukaryota; Metazoa; Arthropoda; Thecostraca; Pollicipedomorpha; Pollicipedidae
Product: metalloprotease TIKI2
Biological process (GO): negative regulation of Wnt signaling pathway
Cellular component (GO): membrane
Molecular function (GO): metalloendopeptidase activity
Source: RefSeq, a predicted model, not a curated record